AUAUGAAAUUUAUGAGUUAGGAAAAAGUAAGGAUCUCUGUGCUUGUUUUGGUUUGUUUAUUGAGAGUUUUGCAUGGUUAUUCAUUUGAUAAUUGAUAAUUUAAAACAUGGACGGGAAUUCAGGUUCAAAGUCGACGACACCUCUUUUAUCUUUAAAUGACCGGAACUCCGCCGAACACGACGGUCGGAGAACCCAAAUUAUUCGCCGGAACUCUGUUAACUCUAUCAGAUCCGCUUUCCUGUCCAUGCUUCCUGAUAAGGUCCGUUCUAGCCUCGACUCUGAGUCUCCCUUCGACGUUGAUCUCUCCAACGCCACCGCCUUAAGCCAAGGGGAGAAAGAGUACUAUGAAAGACAAAUUGCGACUCUGAAGUCGUUUGAGGAAGUGGAUACUUUGGUUGAAUCUGAUUGCAUUGAUGAGGAUGAUAAAGAGGAACAGGCUCAACAAGAAAGAGCAAUGAAGAUCUCAAAUUAUGCAAAUGUUGUUUUGUUGAUUUUGAAGACUUAUGCCACGAUAAGGAGUGGGUCAAUAGCUAUUGCAGCUUCAACUUUGGAUUCUCUGCUUGAUCUCAUGGCUGGUGGCAUACUUUGGUUCACUCACCUAUCAAUGAAGAACAUAAAUAUAUAUCAGUAUCCCAUUGGAAAGCUGAGGGUGCAGCCAGUUGGCAUAAUUGUUUUUGCUGCUGUCAUGGCCACACUUGGUUUUCAAGUGUUAUUCACGGCCAUAAAACAACUAAUAGAAAACAGUCCUAGUGAAAAGAUGACAAGCGAACAAUUAAUAUGGUUGUACUCUAUCAUGAUAUUUGCAACAGUGGUGAAGCUUAUACUCUGGUUUUACUGUAGAAGCUCAGGAAACAAGAUUGUUCGUGCCUAUGCAGAUGAUCAUCACUUUGAUGUUGUAACAAAUAUAGUUGGAUUAAUUGCGGCUAUUCUCGGUGAUAAAUUUUAUUGGUGGAUUGAUCCGGUAGGAGCUAUUUUGCUUGCAAUUUACACUAUCUCAAAUUGGUCUCGCACUGUCAUGGAAAAUGCAGUUUCACUUGUGGGACAAUCUGCACCUCCUGAAGUUUUGCAGAAACUGACAUAUCUAGUUCUACGGCACCCUGGAAUUAAACGCAUAGACACAGUCCGCGCAUACACAUUUGGUGUUUUAUAUUUUGUGGAGGUAGACAUUGAACUUCCAGAAGAAUUACCUUUAAAAGAAGCACAUGCAAUUGGAGAGACUCUACAGAUAAAGCUUGAGAAACUUCCAGAAGUCGAACGAGCAUUCGUUCAUCUAGACUUUGAGUGUGAUCACAAACCAGAGCACUCGGUUCUGAGUAAACUACCUAACAAUCAGCCUUAAGCACAUUUUACCAUUUUGUGAAUAAGAAAUUCAACUGAAAAGUGAAAAUGUAAAAGAGCAUGAUCUAGUUCUAUUGGCCAAUUACAAAGUUUUGACAGUUUCAUUAAUUCAAUAGCUCUCAUUUUGCAAUAACACAUGGUGUAUUUAUGGUUUUUUUUUAGAACAUGUGUAUUUAAGGCUA
Messenger RNA from Cicer arietinum (chickpea), 1520 nucleotides. RefSeq names its product metal tolerance protein 4-like. Gene Ontology annotation, molecular function: manganese ion transmembrane transporter activity. Gene Ontology annotation, cellular component: membrane. Gene Ontology annotation, biological process: transmembrane transport; monoatomic cation transport. The record is from RefSeq and is a predicted model, not a curated record. Lineage: Eukaryota; Viridiplantae; Streptophyta; Magnoliopsida; Fabales; Fabaceae.